UCCGUAUUGCUGAAGCAGGACGAGGAAGGUGGAGAGGAAGGGCCGGUGAGGCGAUCAGAUUGACUACGUUUGGAGAAUGUUCAGAAACUAAGAGGCGAGGGGGGUGCUGGGCGGGUGGGGAAGAUUCUGUAACAGACUCCAAACUCACAGGGAGGGCAUUUUUGAAAGCUGUGUUGGAGGGAGGGGGCAGAUGGAGGGAUGUGAAGAGGAGCAACGUGGCCACUCCUUGAGGAUAACAAGGAAAGAAAGAGAAAGGACGGUGGCAGCUACGCGAGGGGAAGAAAGGAUACGCGUUUCUGUGGGGGGUGAAUGCAGAGGGAUGCGACACGGAGGAAGAAAGAGUGGCUGAGGAAGAAAAAGAAGAAGAGGAGGAGGAAGAAGAAGAAGAAUGGGGGCUGUUGAAGGAAAGAAAGAGAGAGGAAAAGAGAGGCGUCCAAAGGGAGGGGGGGACUCGCAUUUAUACCGAAGCGAUGUGAGUCGCGUGUGUCGGGUGUGGGACAAAUCCACGCAGAGUGUGGGGUAUAAAUCAUAUAAAUCAUAUUGGCUUAUUGGCUUAUUGGCUUAUUGGCUCUUGGCGGCAGCGUCAACGGGUCUGGCCAUUCACACGCCCACUCGAACCAACAGCGGAUCGAGUGCAGCAGGGAAUCCAUCCGACCCCAUCUGUAUGUCCUCCUCCUCCACCCUUGCCAUUGCCCACCACCACCACCACCACCGCCACCAUACCGUCAAUCUUCCCUUGGGCGUUGCUCGUGUUCCUCUUCUUGCUGUGGAACAGAUGCCUUUGAGAAGGAGCGAGAUGUGGGGUACUAGUCCAAGCAGCUGUUUAGCAGCAGCAUCUUCAUCUCUUUCACCCCCCUACGAGAAAAAUAUUCCUCCUCCUACAGAACAACGACUCAGACCGAAUAGGAGGCACCACCCAGACAAACCGGUACCGGACAGCUUCCUCUUGACGGAAACCCCCCUCCCUCCCCCUGCCACAACUCACACCAUAAAAGCAACAACCAGCGAAAGAAAGACCAACCGCAUCCAGCAAUAGUCUGUAAAUAGCCCGUCUCCAGUCAACAACGACCCACGGCCCGACCCCAACGCCCAAUGUCUUAUUUUCUCAUCUAUGAUAUCCAUGAUCCAACUCGAGUGUCCCGCUUGCUCGGUCUGCUCACUCCACCCCUAGC
Molecule: messenger RNA, 1172 nt
Organism: Gamsiella multidivaricata
Lineage: Eukaryota; Fungi; Mortierellomycota; Mortierellomycetes; Mortierellales; Mortierellaceae
Exons: 1
Coding region: 389-1036 (215 amino acids)
Source: RefSeq, a predicted model, not a curated record